CUGGCUGAGGGCGCAUUCACUAAACAGUGGACGGGGUUGCUAUGGGCUUCGGGUUAUGAGGGCAGAGAUUUGAUUUCUAUUGGGCCACCUUUAGUGCAAGAAAUUGAGAGUGAAGCUCGUUAAUUUUGAAUUUGCACAUUUCUACUUGAAUUCAAGCAACUUCGAAUAGCCAUGGCCCCGAAGAAAAACGCACGAGGACACAAAAUGAAAGAAGCCAAAGCACAGCUGGCCAGUAAGAAUGGAAAGAAGCCUGAGGUAGCAGGAGGAAGCUCCUUCUUCACCUGGUUCAUGGUUCUUGCCCUCCUGGGCGUCUGGACCUCUGUGGCCGUCGUCUACUUCGACCUGGUCGACUACCAAGGCGUCAUCGCCAAUGCAAAGGACUUGCACAUUAAGCUCUCUGAGACACUGCAAGGUCAACUUUCGUCCUAUGAUGCUGAUGGAGAUGGUGACUUCGAUGUGGAGGAUGCUAAAGUACUGCUAGGGCUGAAAGAGAAGGCUACCGUCGUCAUUACCAGAGAUGCAGCACCAGAGGAGGCUCCUGCAGCACCUGUGGAAGAAGCCGCACCAGAACCCGUUGUUGAAGAAGUGAUCGAGGUCACAGAAGCAGAGGAAGUUGCUGCUCCCCUACCAGAGCCUGAGGUUAUGGAAGAACCUGAGGUGGUUGAGGAGGAAGAAGAGCCGGAGGUGGAUGAGCCUGAAAUCAUUGAGGAAGAGCCUGAGGUUCUGGAGGAGGAAGAAGAGCCUGAGGUGGAUGAGCCUGAAAUCAUUGAGGAAGAACCUGAGGUUCUGGAGGAGGAAGAAGAGCCUGAGGUGGAUGAGCCUGAAAUCAUUGAGGAAGAACCUGAGGUUCUGGAGGAGGAAGAAGAGCCUGAGGUGGAUGAGCCUGAAAUCAUUGAGGAAGAACCUGAGGUUCUGGAGGAGGAAGAAGAGCCUGAGGUGGAUGAGCCUGAAAUCAUUGAGGAAGAUCCUGCGGUUCUGGAGGGGGAGGAGGUCGCCUUAGUCAUGGAGGACGAGGUCGCCCCAGUCGAGGAGGAGGAGGUCGCCCCAAUCGAGGAAGAGGUCGCCCCAGUCGCGGAGGAGGAAGAAGCCGCCCCAGUCGAGGAGGAGGAAGAAGCCGCCCCAGUCGAGGAGGAGGAAGAAGCCGCCCCAGUCGAGGAGGAGGAGGAGGCCGCCCCAGUCGAGGAGGAGGAGGAGGCCGCCCCAGUCGAGGAGGAGGCCGCCCCAGUCGAGGAGGAGGAGGAGGCCGCCCCAGUCGAGGAGGAGGCCGCCCCAGUCGAGGAGGAGGAGGUCACCCCAGUCGAGGAGGAGGAAGAAGCCGCCCCAGUCGAGGAGGAGGAGGUCGCCCCAGUCGAGAAGGAGGAGGACGUCACCCCAGUCGAGGAGGAGGAAGAAGCCGCCCCAGUCGAGGAGGAGGAGGUCGCCCCAGUCGAGAAGGAGGAGGACGCCCCCAUUGAAAAGGUAGAGGAAGCCGCCCAAGUCGAGGAGGAAGAGGCUGCCCCCAUUGAAAAGGUAAAGGAAGCCGUCCAAGUCGAGGAGGAAGUCGCCGCCAUUGAGGAGGAAGCCGCACCAGUUGAGGAGGAAGUUGCUGAAGAGGCUGCCCCGGUUGAGGAAGUGGAUUCUCCCACAGAAGAAGCUGUUGAGGAGGAGGCCGCUGAGGAGGAAGUUGCUGCAUCAGUUGAGGAGGAAGUCGCUGUUGAGGAAGAGGCUGCCCCCGCAGAAGAAGAGGCUGCACCAGUUGAGGAGGAGCCCAUGGAGGAGGCGGAAGAGGCAGAGGAGGGGCCAGCAACAGAGGAAGAGCUGGUAGAAGAAACAGCAGCAGAGGAUUCAGAACAAACAGAAGAAGCAGAAUCAGAAGCUGAGUCAGAAGAAACUGAACAGGAGGAAGCUCUUCGGGAAGAGUAUGCAGAGGAAGAAGCUGAAGUAGAUGAGCUGGAGGCGUUGAUGGAAGAGCUUUCCCAGGCAGAAGAACAGAUGGAAGAUGAGCCAACAGUGAGGUCAGUAUCUUCUUUCCAUAGAAACGCAGAGCCUGCGGUCUCAGCGCGGUAAGACUGAUUGAGGACCAGCCCACAUCGCAUCCCACUGAGCGCAUGCAGCCGCGCUUUCCCACCUCCAGAGAAUGAAAAGCGCCAUCACGGCCUUCAACACUCUCUCCUAUUUGUUCUAUUUCUCACUCGCAUACCCAGAAACUUGUUUUUCUCACAUCCAGAACUUGUUAGAUGUUUUUCAUUUACCCUAUAUAUAUUUUUUCUUUUAUUUUUUAUUUUAUAAUGACAAGUAGCAAUGAAUUUAUCUUACAGAUGUAGGUAGAUAAUGGGAGGGUAUCUUUUCGCUAAUGGAAUGUAGGUUGUUUUCCAUUUCCUGUGUAUAGCAAGCAGAGGUACAUGUUGCUAGUCAAAGAACUUCACGUCUGAGCCGAGUUCAGUUUUUCGUUAAAUGUGAAGAUGCAAAGCUGCAGUUUUGUAUUACCAGUAUGUAUUGAGUCUACAUGUCAAGAUGUUGUAUAUCUAGGGCAAAGUUAUGCUGACAGGUGAACAGACGAGUCUGGUGAUGUAGGGUGAGUGUGUGAGCUUCCAUAUGUGUAUGACUGAGAAUGUUUAUAGAUGUACACUACAUGACCAAAAGUAUGUGAACACCUGCUCUUCGAACAUAUCAUUGCAAAAUCAUGGGCAUUAAUAUGGAGUUGGUCUCCCCUUUGCUGCUAUAACCAGCCUCCACUUCACUCUUCUG
This is a messenger RNA of Oncorhynchus gorbuscha (pink salmon), 2727 nucleotides long. RefSeq names its product probable serine/threonine-protein kinase kinX. Gene Ontology annotation, molecular function: peptidyl-aspartic acid 3-dioxygenase activity. NCBI's taxonomy places the organism in Eukaryota, Metazoa, Chordata, Actinopteri, Salmoniformes, Salmonidae. The transcript has 11 exons. The coding region runs from base 172 to 2046 and encodes 624 amino acids. Gene Ontology annotation, biological process: peptidyl-aspartic acid hydroxylation. The record is from RefSeq and is a predicted model, not a curated record. Gene Ontology annotation, cellular component: membrane; endoplasmic reticulum.